Saccostrea cuccullata (small rock oyster) is the source of this 2254-nucleotide messenger RNA. RefSeq names its product ubiquitin-like modifier-activating enzyme ATG7. Bases 10 to 2097 code for a protein of 695 amino acids. The record is from RefSeq and is a predicted model, not a curated record. The transcript has 19 exons. Gene Ontology annotation, molecular function: Atg8 activating enzyme activity; Atg12 activating enzyme activity. Gene Ontology annotation, biological process: autophagy of mitochondrion; cellular response to nitrogen starvation; piecemeal microautophagy of the nucleus. Lineage: Eukaryota; Metazoa; Mollusca; Bivalvia; Ostreida; Ostreidae. Gene Ontology annotation, cellular component: phagophore assembly site; cytoplasm.
AUACACAAAAUGUCGGCGCCCACAGCUGACGCGAAAUGUCAAAAGCAACUUCAAUUCGUGUCAUUUAAUAGUUUCCUAGACUCGGGAUUUUGGCACAAACUCUCGGAAAAUAAACUUAAUGUUUAUGGCUUGGACGAGAGUGAGAGGGCGAUCAACGGAUUUUACUUUAAUGGGGACCCCGUUGGAAUGCCAUGCCGGAUGAACGUAGAAUUUACUGCAUUUGACAUAGAUGCAAAGACACCCCACAGAUGUUUCCCAAUGCAUGGAUUAUUACAAAAUACAAACACAAUUGACAAAUUCAAAGAAUGUGAUAAAAAACAGAUGAUAAAUGAGGCGGGCAAAAAGCUCUGGGAAGCAGUGGUCAGCGGUGAAGCAUUAGAGACUCCAGAUCUCCUGUCCAGGUUUAUCCUUCUCACCUUCGCUGAUUUAAAGAAGUACCAUUACUACUACUGGUUCUGCUUCCCCUGCCUUUGUCCCCCAACAGAAGUGACCCUGAACCAGGAACCAGGCAAACUUACACAGAAAUUUACUCAGGAACAAAUUGCAAACUUUUUACAUUCUUAUGAUGAAUACCAAAGUAGACAACAAACUUAUCAGGGAUACUUCAUUGCUGUUCAUUCCAAGGGAGAAUUCAUUGUAGAUGACAUGAAAAAUCUAAACAAAUAUGGAAAUACACAAGAGGUAUACUUUGGGGUAUGUGACCCCAGCACCAUUGAGAAUUAUCCUGGCUGGCCUCUCAGGAAUCUUCUAGUCCUCAUAGCAUAUCACUGGAAAGGUGAUUUACAGAAUGUGAAUAUACUCUGUGUUAGAGAUAGGAGUCGAGAUGGAUCUCGAGAUAUCUCAUCACACAGCCUCGUACUGUCUCUUAGUGUUCCUGAUAUGAAGGUCAUCACAGAAUGUCCAAAAUGUGUUGGUUGGGAGAAAAAUGAAAAACAGAAACUAGCUCCAAGAUUUGUAAACUUAAGUGCCAGCAUGGAUCCCACUAGACUGGCUGCAUCAGCGGUUGACCUUAAUUUGAAGUUGAUGAGAUGGAGGUUAUUACCAGAACUCGACCUUGACCUUGUGUCAAAGACAAAAUGUCUGCUGCUAGGUGCAGGAACUCUAGGGUGCAAUGUGGCAAGGUGCUUACUGGGUUGGGGAGUAAGAACCAUAACUCUGGUUGAUAAUGGUAGGAUCUCCUACUCUAACCCGGUACGCCAGUCCUUGUUUGUGUUUGACGACUGUCUCAAGGGAGGAAAGCCUAAGGCUGAGGCCGCCGCCGAGGCACUGAAGAGAAUAUUCCCGGGAGUGGAUGCUAAGGGAUUAAGUCUCUCCAUACCAAUGCCAGGACAUGCAGUUCCAGACAGUGCAAUAGAAGGUGUUCAGAAAGAUGUACAGACAUUGCAGGAUUUAGUGAAUACCCAUGAUGCAAUAUUUUUAUUACUAGACACAAGAGAAAGUAGAUGGCUUCCAACUUUAAUGGCAGCCGAAAAGCAAAAGAUUGUGAUUUGUUCUGCGCUCGGGUUUGACACAUACCUAGUGAUGCGGCAUGGUGUCAAGUCAGACACUGAGGGUGGAGAACCAGUUUCUCUGUCGUCUUAUAACUCCAUACCAGGGGACCAGCUAGGCUGCUAUUUCUGUAACGAUGUGGUAGCUCCAGGAAAUUCAUUAAAAGAUCGCACACUGGACCAGCAGUGUACAGUAUCUAGACCAGGGAUUUCCUACAUGGCUUCAGCUCUGGCAGUAGAACUUCUGGUGUCUGUUCUUCAGCAUCCACAAAAAGGAUAUGCCCCUGCAGACACCAGUGCUAAUGAUGAUCACCUGAGUAAGGACUUUGUCAGCGCCCUUGGACUGGUGCCACACCAGAUUCGCUGUUUUGUAUCCAGGUUUCAGCAAGUCCUCCCAGCUUGCAAAGCCUUUGAUAAAUGUACCGCAUGUUCUACUACUGUGAUACAACAAUACAGGAAGGAUGGAUUUGAAUUCUUGAGGAGGGCGUUUAAUGAUCCUUCAUAUUUAGAGGAUUUGACAGGGCUUACACAGAUGCACCAGGAAACAUUGGAUGCUGAGGUGUGGGGAUUCAGUGAUGAUGAAGAAUGUAGCAGCAUGGAACUCUCUUAAUGUGGACCAUGUUUGUUAGAUAAAGACUAUCUGAAAUGUAUAUUUUUCAAUAAUUUAUUAUAGAUGGACAUUUAUCAUUAUUUUUUUUAUUUAUUUCUUAAUAUUUACAUUCUUUUUUUUAAUUACUGUGAUGUAUGAUCUUUCAUAAUGUUGUUAU